Molecule: messenger RNA, 4378 nt
Organism: Fukomys damarensis (Damara mole-rat)
Lineage: Eukaryota; Metazoa; Chordata; Mammalia; Rodentia; Bathyergidae
Gene: Clcn6
Product: chloride voltage-gated channel 6
Exons: 23
Coding region: 161-2773 (870 amino acids)
Biological process (GO): chloride transport; transmembrane transport
Cellular component (GO): lysosomal membrane; intracellular membrane-bounded organelle
Molecular function (GO): voltage-gated chloride channel activity
Source: RefSeq, a predicted model, not a curated record
UGUGACGCGAGCCCUCGCUCCACCCGUCUGCAGCCACUCCCUGUCUUCGUCCCUAAACUCGAGAAGGACACGUGACUCUCCCGGGGCCAGUCACGUGAGGAGUGGAUCCUGGUUGGGAGGGGGUAGACAGAGGGGUCUGGAGUGGCAGUAGAGGAGGAAGAUGGCGGGGUGCAGGGGGUCUCUGUGCUGCUGCUGCCGGUGGUGUUGCUGCUGUGGUGAGCGUGAGACUCGCACCCCUGAAGAGCUGACUAUCCUUGGGGAAACACAGGAAGAGGAGGAUGAGAUCCUUCCAAGGAAAGACUAUGAGAGCCUGGACUAUGAUCGCUGCAUCAAUGACCCUUACCUGGAAGUGCUGGAGACCAUGGACAACAAGAAAGGGCGAAGGUACGAGGCGGUGAAGUGGAUGGUGGUGUUUGCCAUCGGCGUCUGCACCGGGCUGGUGGGACUCUUCGUGGACUUCUUUGUACGCCUCUUCACCCGACUCAAGUUUGGAGUGGUUCAGACAUCGGUGGAGGAGUGCAGCCAGAAAGGCUGCCUCGCCCUGUCCCUACUCGAACUCUUAGGUUUUAACCUGAUCUUUGUCUUCUUGGCCAGCCUCCUCGUCCUGAUCGAGCCGGUGGCUGCGGGUUCUGGGAUCCCUGAGAUCAAAUGUUAUCUGAAUGGCGUGAAGGUGCCAGGAAUCGUCCGGCUGCGGACCCUGCUCUGCAAAGUGUUCGGAGUGCUGUUCGGUGUGGCAGGCGGCCUCUUUGUGGGGAAGGAGGGCCCCAUGAUCCACAGUGGGGCCAUUGUGGGAGCCGGCCUUCCUCAGUUUCAGAGCAUCUCCUUACGGAAGAUUCAGUUUAACUUCCCCUACUUCCGAAGUGACAGAGACAAGCGAGACUUCGUAUCAGCAGGGGCAGCUGCUGGAGUCGCUGCGGCAUUUGGGGCCCCGAUUGGGGGCACCUUGUUCAGCCUAGAGGAGGGCUCGUCCUUCUGGAACCAAGGGCUCACGUGGAAAGUGCUCUUCUGUUCCAUGUCUGCCACCUUCACCCUCAACUUCUUCCGUUCUGGAAUUCAGUUUGGAAGUUGGGGUUCCUUCCAGCUCCCUGGAUUGCUGAACUUCGGCGAGUUUAAGUGCUCUGACUCUGAUAAAAAAUGUCAUCUCUGGACUGCUAUGGAUUUGGGUUUCUUCGUCGUGAUGGGGGUCAUUGGGGGCCUCCUAGGAGCCACAUUCAACUGUCUGAACAAGAGGCUUGCAAAGUACCGUAUGCGAAACGUGCACCCGAAACCUAAGCUUGUCAGAGUCCUGGAGAGCCUGUUGGUGUCUCUGGUAACCACCGCGGUGGUGUUCGUGGCCUCGAUGGUGCUAGGAGAAUGCCGGCAGAUGUCCUCUUCGAGUCAAAUCGGUAAUGGCUCGUUCCAGCUCCAGGUUACCUCAGAAGAUGUGAAUUCCAGUAUCCAGACCUUCUUCUGUCCCAAUGACACCUACAAUGACAUGGCCACGCUCUUCUUCAAUCCCCAAGAGUCUGCCAUCCUCCAGCUCUUCCACCAGGAUGGGACGUUCAGCCCCAUUACCUUGGCCUUGUUUUUCGUCCUCUAUUUCCUGCUUGCCUGUUGGACUUAUGGUGUUUCGGUUCCAAGUGGGCUUUUUGUACCUUCGCUGUUGUGUGGAGCUGCUUUUGGACGUUUAGUUGCCAAUGUCCUAAAAAGCUAUAUUGGACUGGGCCACAUCUAUUCGGGGACCUUCGCGCUGAUUGGUGCUGCAGCUUUCUUGGGGGGGGUCGUCCGCAUGACCAUCAGUCUCACGGUCAUCCUGAUUGAGUCCACCAACGAGAUCACCUACGGGCUCCCCAUCAUGAUCACCCUGAUGGUGGCCAAAUGGACAGGGGACUUUUUCAAUAAGGGCAUUUACGAUAUCCACGUGGGCCUGCGAGGCGUGCCGCUUCUGGAAUGGGAGACGGAGGUGGAAAUGGAUAAGCUGAGGGCCAGCGACAUCAUGGAGCCCAACCUGACCUACGUGUACCCGCACACGCGCAUCCAGUCUCUGGUCAGCAUCCUGCGCACCACGGUCCAUCACGCCUUCCCAGUGGUCACCGAGAACCGGGGCAACGAGAAGGAGUUCAUGAAGGGCAACCAGCUCAUCAGCAACAACAUCAAGUUCAAGAAGUCCAGCAUCCUCACCCGGGCCGGCGAGCAGCGCAAGCGGAGCCAGUCCAUGAAGUCCUACCCGUCGAGUGAGCUGCGCAACAUGUGCGACGAGCACGCAGCCCCCGAGGAGCCGGCCGAGAAGGAGGACCUCCUGCAGCAGAUGCUGGAGCGCAGAUACACCCCCUACCCCAACCUGUACCCCGACCAGUCCCCGAGCGAAGACUGGACCAUGGAGGAGCGCUUCCGCCCACUCACCUUCCACGGCCUGGUCCUGCGCUCGCAGCUCGUCACCCUGCUGGUGCGCGGUGUCUGCUACUCCGAGAGUCAGUCGAGUGCCAGCCAGCCGCGCCUGUCCUACGCCGAGAUGGCCGAGGAUUACCCGCGGUACCCAGACAUCCACGACCUGGACCUCACGCUGCUCAACCCGCGGAUGAUCGUGGAUGUCACCCCAUACAUGAACCCUUCGCCCUUCACCGUGUCCCCCAACACCCACGUGUCCCAAGUCUUCAACCUGUUCAGAACAAUGGGCCUGCGCCACCUGCCCGUGGUGAAUGCAGUCGGGGAGAUCGUGGGGAUCAUCACGCGGCACAACCUGACACAUGAGUUCCUGCAGGCACGGCUGCGGCAGCACUACCAGACCCUCUGAUGCCCACCCACUGCUCUCGGCUCACACUGUGGCCGCUGCCAACUGCACUGUCCCAGGGCACGAAGGUUCCCAGGAGCCCGCAUGCUCGGAAAGCCUGGAAUCGUUGGGCACUUGCUGUUCAGAGGCGCUGGGAAGGGUGUUGAACUGUCAGAGUUGGGACUUCUCUGAACUUCUCAGCAAGUACCCGUCCCGUGCUCCCUGUGUUCCCACACCCGGUGUUGGCACAGCCCCCCCAGCCCCCCAGCCCCUUUCUGCUUUCUCAGGGGAGCUCAGCUGUGCCUUCACCACUCCAGCAGGGGCUCAGGCUGAGGCCAGCAGAGUCAAGCUCCUCCCCAAGUGUGGGACUGGAUAUGGAGAAGCUUCCCCUCGGGGAGGCCGCCUUCCCCGGACUCUCGCCUCCUCCAGGUCAUCCAGAGGGACACGCAUGCUUCCUGGGGCAAGCCUGUGUCCAAGUCUCCUUGGAUCCCGCCCUGCAGGGCGCAGAGCGUUUAAGUCCCAGGGAUCAUCUGCAAGCGAGAAAUCAGUAGCAGGGUCAGACUGCCGUCUCCCCACCCGCCCCACCCCUCGUCUCUGAGACGGACCCCUCCCCAGUUUGUGUUUCUGUCUUGCUGGGAGACAGCCAUGGCGCACAGCUCAGCCUUCCAGAGUUACCUGGAAGCAGGGCGGCCUGAGGCAGAAGCACUUCCCUGAGCCCCAGGGAACAAGACCAUCUUAUGAGCUAGCUGGUAGGGAGUUCAUCCAGGGUCAGGUCGCUCAAAGGGUCAUGUAGGGAAAAGCAGUAGCUUCUUCCAGGAGGAAUUGUCUCCCCUCACAGCCAUCUCUCACUUGCUGGCCACUGCCCUGUCCUCCCAGGGGCUCAGAGACAGGAACUUCAGCGGCAUCUGCAGUGCCGCUGGUGCUGGGUGGAGGGGGGCUUGGGGCUUAGCACAGCGCAGGAGAUUCACACACCCCAGCCCCUGCCAGGUCUCAGUGGCAUCCUUCUCGGGCUGAGGUCCCUUCUGAGCAUGCGCCUGGGUGAUCCUGGGAAGGGCUUUUGCACUCCUCUUCCUCCAGUGUGGGUGUCAGCAGAGCUCCCAUUGGCUGUCCCCACGGCUCUUGUUCUGGUGUCUCAGAUGGCAGCAUUUGCAUUUAGUGUUUUUAACCCAUGAAGUCUCCUCUGGCUUCGGCCUGGGCUUGGCUUCUUGCAGCCCAAGCUCGGGAUCAAACCUGGCCAGGUCAGUGGGCACCUUGAGCUCAGUGCACCCCAGGGAAUCAUCCACAGGCGUAGAGGGGAGCUUCUGGGUGCCUGUGGUCCUGCCUCCCAUCCUGCUUAUCUUUUUGACCAAAAUGACUCUGAUUUAUACAUUUUGCAGCUUCUCUAGAUGCUCCUGACUUGUGAGUUGGGGCGAUACUCCCAACAGAUAGCUCAGGACAUCAUAACCCUGUUCAUGGGUUUGUGUUCAGCUAGCUGCUGCUUCAUUUUAUGGCAGCAUUCGGAGCUUGACUACAUCACCUCUUCAUUUUAUAAAGAAGGAAACCAGUUGCCAGGCACGGUAGCGUGCCUUUAAUCCCAGCUCUUCUGGAGGCUGAAGCAGGAGGAUGGAGAGCUCAAAGCCAGCUUGGGCA